Messenger RNA from Bactrocera dorsalis (oriental fruit fly), 1191 nucleotides. Its product is annotated as putative nuclease HARBI1. The coding region runs from base 68 to 1144 and encodes 358 amino acids. The transcript is spliced from 3 exons. Lineage: Eukaryota; Metazoa; Arthropoda; Insecta; Diptera; Tephritidae. The record is from RefSeq and is a predicted model, not a curated record.
AACUUAACAGCUGACAGCUGUCAAUUUACCCAAAAUAAAUAAUAAAUUUUUGAAGAAAAAUCGCAAAAUGAGUGCUUUAACUGCGUUUGCCACUAUUUAUACGGAAAUGGCGGAUCAUGCAGAAGCAGCUCUUAAUAGAAGGAUACUGCGAGACCAUUCAAAUCCAUUUGAUGUGACUGAGUUGGCCUUUGUGUCCAACUACAGGAUCAACAAAGACGCUUUCCUAAUGCUGCUAAACGUUGUGGACAAAUACAUAAAGCACACGUCAAUUCCAGUGCAAUUACACCUCGCGGCAACACUAAGAUUCUUAGCAGAAGGUGGUUUCCAAAAGGCUGUUGGCAAGGAUAGUUGCAUUUCAUUGGGGCGCAGCACGGUAGCAAAAGUUACAGCAAGGGUAUUGGAAAUUUUGGAAAGGUACUUAUGCCCGCAGUGGAUUCAAUUAAGUAUGACCGAAAGUGAGCUGACUAAAUCGAAACAGCAUUUUCAACGAAGUUUUGGUAUACCUGGAGUAAUUGGUUGUGUAGACGGAACGCAUAUACAAUUAUGUAAGCCGCAUAAAUAUCAUAGCCUUUUUUACAAUCGGAAAGGAUACUUUAGCAUUAACGCAAUGAUUAUAUGCGACCAUAAUAUGGUUAUAAAGGCAGUUGAUGCCCGACGCUCUGGAUCAAGUCAUGACUCUUUAAUAUGGAGUAUGAGUAGAGCUCAUGACUAUUACCAACGGUGCUACGAUAACGGAGAACGUGGAUCAUGGCUUCUAGGCGAUGCUGGAUAUGCACUUCAGCCUUUUUUGCUAACGCCUAUUAGAGAUCCACUUGUUGGCACAGCGCUGCAUACAUUUAACCAAAAGCAUUCUUCGGCACGCAAUGUCGUUGAGAGAACAAUAGGGGUGCUAAAAAGCAGGCUUAGAUGCUUAGCACGCCCUCUUCAAUACCAACCAAAAAAGGUGGUACAAAUAACAAAUGUUUGCUGCGCGUUACAUAAUGUUUGCAAACACUACAAAGUACAGGAGUUAUUUUCUGUUGACACUGAAGUCGAGAGAAUGGAACCUGCAGUUGCUGAGGGAGUAUUAAAUGAUGCCACACUGGAUACUGAAGCCAUAACAUUAAGAGAGAAUAUAGCCACUCAUCUUCAUACAAUUUCCUGAAAGUUUAAAGCACCGAAGUAAAUAAAACAAACUCAAAUUUAAAGACA